Molecule: messenger RNA, 507 nt
Organism: Exophiala aquamarina CBS 119918
Lineage: Eukaryota; Fungi; Ascomycota; Eurotiomycetes; Chaetothyriales; Herpotrichiellaceae
Exons: 2
Coding region: 1-507 (168 amino acids)
Source: RefSeq, a predicted model, not a curated record
AUGCCAACCCACCAACGUGACACGGACUGGAAGACGCUGGCCGCUCAGAAGAUUGCAGAGACAUCAGACCAAAUUCGUCCUGAAUGGCUCCUGUCGGAUUCGGAGCUAGAACAGGCACGCAGCAGACGUGAUAUUACUGGAGAUUUCAUUAUGAGCUUCCUCGAUGAGGCAGCUGCAGCGAUCACAGCACUUUCUGCUCUGGAGCUGGCAGAAAGAAUAAAACAGCGCGCCCUGACAGUGAUGGAGAUAACCCUUGCAUUCUGCCACCGAGCAGCAGUGGCACAUCAGAUUGUGAGUACUAAGGGCCACGAGCAGUCUCAAUGUCAUCGAAUAAAUGUCUCCACGAAAUUUUCUUUGACCAAGCAAUUCGGAGGGCCCAGGAGCUUGAUCGCCAUCAAGAGUGCACUGGAACCGUCCUUGGGCCUCUUCAUGGGGUCCCAAUCAGUCUCAAGGACCAAUUCUAUGUCAGAGGUGUCGAAACGACCAUGGGAUACGUCGGUUGGAUAA